This is a messenger RNA of Hevea brasiliensis (rubber tree), 1251 nucleotides long. RefSeq lists its product as uncharacterized. NCBI's taxonomy places the organism in Eukaryota, Viridiplantae, Streptophyta, Magnoliopsida, Malpighiales, Euphorbiaceae. The transcript has 2 exons. Gene Ontology annotation, molecular function: protein binding. The record is from RefSeq and is a predicted model, not a curated record. Bases 1 to 468 code for a protein of 155 amino acids.
AUGGGGAAGAUUUUCCCUUCCGCUGGGAAACUCCAAGAACUCAACAAAAUAGUCUCUUCCCACAAGCCUAAACGCUCAAAAGCAGUGCCUAUCAUUCCCUUCAUGCCAAGACAGGUCCGUUUUGACUUCGAGCCACUCAAGUUGAGAAAGAUGGAGGUCCGUUUUAAUCGGGUGCCACUUUCUCAGGUUGUGUCUGAGUGCACGAAACGGUGGUUUCAAGAUACACUCAAGGAGGCCAAAGCUGGUGAUAUUGCCAUGCAAGUUCUUGUGGGUCAGAUGUAUUAUAAUGGCUAUGGUGUUUCUAAAAACGUCCAAAAGGGCCAUGAUUGGAUUAAUAAAGCUUCCAAGAGUCGAGCUUCAGCGCGGAAAGUGAGUGAUAAACGUCCAGGUAUGUGCACUCUCCUUCUGUUGGUUAGAUCCUUGAUUAUUUUCCAUUUUUUUAAAUUGAGUUUUAUGUUGUUUCCUUAGCUUAUAAUGCAAGUGACUCAGAUUCAGAUGAAGAAAAGGGAGAUGCAAGUAAGAACCGAUAGUUAUUGUCAUUGAAAUUACAAAUGAGAAGCUGAGGUGAACUUUUACUGUUCUUAUUGCUUAUUUACUAAUUGCUUUUAAUUGAUUGUAAGUCCUUUGAUGUGGCUGUUCCAAAGUCCAUUUUUAGUGUUACUUAGCAUAAAAGUUCUUUGUGGAUGCAUACUCUUUUUUCAUGCUUCAGCAAAAGUCUUGUUAUGCAGUUUUGUUAUGUACAAUACCUUAUGGUUUUUUAAAACCACUGAGAAAUGAAAAUUUUCCAAGACAGGCCACUGUGUGCAACUGCUAGGUCAGCAUAGCUAACAUAAUCAACUGUUUGUGUUUUUCUUUAUUUUAGGUAGUUUUAGAGUGUACCCUUUAUCAACUUUUGUAUUGUGGCAAUUAAAGAAUCAGGAUUUAUAGUUGCAUUUUACUUCCAAUAGGUAAGAAGAAAGUAUGAAGUGGCAUUAGAAUUUUGCGUUUCAUGAACAACUGUUAUUAUAUUCCUACUCGAAUGAUCUAGCAAGCUCUGAAUGAUCUCUCAGCAUGCACUGAACCAUGUUUAUUGUUUUUGGCAGCAUAUUCUUAAGUGUACUUCGUCACAUUAAAGCUGUCCAGAGGCUGACUAUAUCUUUUUGAUCUCUCAAAACUUAUUUGAUUUAGUUGUCUUUGCAUUCCUUAAGCUCUAUAUAUGUUUACCUGUGGUGAUUCUAUUCAAAUAAAUAUGAAGUUUUUGGUCCUCAUCAA